AUGUCUGACCCAGCUGCGGAACCAGGUGUGCCCAACGAUGGGGCUACCAAUGUGCCAGCCGCCGGCGAGAAGUCCAUUGCUGCUGAGGUGAAGCAGCGGGUGCCGGGCAGAGUCGUCUCGCUGGCCAGCACGCCGGAUAGGAUUAUUCUACGCAUCAACAAACUCCUCGCCAACCCAGGCGGCCUCAGCGCCUUCCUCUCCACCCUAAACUACACCCUCUACCUCCUCGCCUUCGCCUCCGCCAAAACCGCGCCCCUGCAAGCCCGCCUCUCCGCCCUCCUCAGCAAAGCCACCGGCCGCCCCGCCACCGCCAUCCUCGCCGGCGGCGUCGCACCCGAAGCCCGCAUUCUCGCUCUGGCAGGUCUCUUCUCCAGCGCGCGUGUGACGAUGCGUCUCUUCGGCCUCUUCCCCAUGUACGCCUGGAUGCGCCAGCUGCUGCAGGGACCGAAGCCCGGGCAGGACCAGAUUCUGUACGCGACGAGUUUCACGCAGUGCUCGCUUUACAUGAUGUUCCAGUUCCUGGAGAACGUGGCGCUCUUGACGGAUCAUGCGGUGCUGCCGACAAGCUAUACGGAGAAGUAUCUCGUCAAGUCGCCGGCGCCGGGGGCGAAGCCGACGAGUAAGAUUUAUCUGUGGGCGUAUCGGGCGUGGUUUGCGGGGGUGUUGUGUGAUGUUGUGAAGCUUGCGCGGGAGGCACAGCUCGAGAGCUCGAAGAGGUCGGAGCGUGGGGAGAAGGGCGUUACGACAAGGAGUGCGGAUGAGGCGGUUGAUAAGAAGUGGUGGAGCGAUGCGGUGGUGCCGGCUGCGUGGACGCCGGUCGCGGCGCAGUUUAGUGUUGAAGGGGGAUUUGGGUGGUUCAAUUUGGGGAUUAUGGGGGCUUGUGGGAUGUUGGCUGGGUUGAGUCGGACGGCGAGCUUAUGGGCGGAGACGGCUUGA
This is a messenger RNA of Saxophila tyrrhenica, 936 nucleotides long. RefSeq lists its product as uncharacterized. NCBI's taxonomy places the organism in Eukaryota, Fungi, Ascomycota, Dothideomycetes, Mycosphaerellales, Extremaceae. The transcript has 2 exons. Gene Ontology annotation, biological process: peroxisome fission. The coding region runs from base 1 to 936 and encodes 311 amino acids. The record is from RefSeq and is a predicted model, not a curated record. Gene Ontology annotation, cellular component: peroxisomal membrane.